Vicia villosa (hairy vetch) is the source of this 2191-nucleotide messenger RNA. RefSeq names its product pathogen-associated molecular patterns-induced protein A70-like. The record is from RefSeq and is a predicted model, not a curated record. NCBI's taxonomy places the organism in Eukaryota, Viridiplantae, Streptophyta, Magnoliopsida, Fabales, Fabaceae. The transcript has a single exon. The coding region runs from base 139 to 741 and encodes 200 amino acids.
AAUAGCUACCAAAACAGAAGCACCGUUAAUUUUCAUGCUCUAACAACUCUCAGUUAUAGAGAAAAACAUUAUUGAGUUGUUUUUUUUUUUUUUUUCUAUUUUGCUUUUGAAGAAAAAGAAGUUAUUAUUUUUAUCAGAAUGGGUGAAGCAGAUUCAGUUUCAGCAUAUGAUAUGAUUGUAAGUUGGCUUAUAAGCCCCUCCUGUAUAUUCCUAUUUGUAAACCUUGUCAUUGGCACCAUUUUUAUUACCUCUCGUUUCGCCGCUCAGAGAAAGAAUCAACCCGACUCGCUACAGCAAGUAGUCCCUACGUCGUCGUUUUUUGAUCGAGUGGCGUCGUUUGGACUCGGUUGCUGUAAAUUUAAACCACCAGCAACAUCGGUAGAAAGUCAGGUUGAGCCGGUUCAAAAUCAAGACUUGGACGGGCUAAAUCACGCUAUUACUUCGACCGAGUUGGAUCAGGUUAAGUCUAUUGACACGGACCUUUGUGAAACAGGCACGGAAAAUUUGAUCCAGAAUCCGCUACCAAGAGCUCCUUCGCUCUUGGAGCGGCUCAUGUCGGGGAAUUUUGGCCGGUUGAAGUCUGUAAAGGUGGAGGAUGAGAAGAAAAUUGGAUCAGAAAUGGAAGAGGAGGAAGUGGAUGCAAAGGCUGAUGAUUUUAUAAAAAGGUUUAAGCAGCAACUUAGAUUGGAAAGGCUUGAUUCCAUUUUACGUUACAGGGAUGUACUUCAUAGACGCUCAUGAGAAUUAUGUAACAUAUUUAAGAAAUGAGUUGAACUAUUUUUUUGUUUGUAAAAAUGGUAUAUGGCUUUUAUUAUGCAGGUUGAUAAAAAUGUUAUUAGGUAGAUUUUUGUUAGUUUAGAUGCUGAUUAGUUUUAAUUGGAACUCAUUAUGAUUCAGAUAUACUAUUAUAUAAUUGUUAACUGCUUUUGAUUACACCCAAAAUAAACUUGAGUAGUACUUUUGACUUGAGUAAUUUCGAUAUGGAUGAUCUUCUCAAAAGUUUUAUAGAAAUUGUGGACAAAACAUUACUGAAAAUAAGAUGGGACGUUACAGUCAGCCAUUUAAAUUGAGCAAACCAUUAUAAACGAUGUUGAUGGGUGCAAUGUAUAAGCACCUUGUAUAUUUAUCCUUUGAAAACAUGAUUAGAAGAUCCGUGAUUGGAAUGGUAUCUUUUGGUUAAAACAAAUUAUUCUUACGGUAUCAUGUUUCUACUAACUUUUUCUAAGAUGCAAUUGCAAAAGUUUAAUCUGGUACCCCCAACACCAUUACUGUUUUUCCAAGCUAUGAACCAAUCAUCAAAAUCUUUGUCGAAGACAUUUAUUUUGAGACUGAACAAGUUGAUUUUUUAUCAAUAAUAGCAGCCUUGUUGGUUUCAUCUUCUUUGAAUCAUUUAUCAGACAUUGGCAGCCUUGCUGGUUCCAUCUUCCUUGAACCAUUUGUUAUCAGACAUCUCCAAUAUCCCAUUUAAACCCUAACCCUAGCGGCUAGCGGUUCACAUUGCUUCUUAUGUUGCUCCAUGUUUUUAUUUCAUUUUAUUCCCGUCUCUUCUUCUUCAAACCACUCCAUUUCCUUCACAAACAACCAACUAUGGAGUCUUUUGCUUAUUCAAGUGUUAAUAAUAAUAAUAAUAAUGUAUAUUUCACGAGCCUUCACGCUCCUUUUCACCCCCAACUUUUAUUAUAAAAAGGGAGAAAGAGGGUUUAUGAUGAAAUAAAAGAAGAUUCAACGCUGGAGAUUUGGAACCAUGAAGGAAUCAAUAGAGAGGAGCCAUUUCUGAUCUCUCCCUCUGUCUUUAUAUAUAGAUUGAGGUAUCUUCACAAUCUUCCUUGGUAUAGUCCCCAAGGCCUUGUUAAAAUUUCAUUGAGAAACAAAGCAAAACCCUUCUUCAACUGAACAGGCAGCAUGCAAGAAUGACAUAUAUGCACUGAUAUGAUACAACAGCACUCUAUCAAUGUCUGUUCACAAACGACAACAAAUACAUUGAAAUGCAGAGAGACAAAGUCUCAUCAGCAUCCUAAUCCUUUUCUCAUGAGAUACACCCUAAACCCUAAACUUAUUAUAAAUGAAAGAGCCUGAUAAUUCAGGUAAAUACCAUGUUAUUCUAAACAUGCAGAUUAAUAUUCGACAAGGCUGUUAAAAGAUGUUUAGGGUUAAAGUUGGCAAUUUGCAAGCAGAAAAUGGCAAAGUAAUA